CAAACCUACAAACAAAGCUUAUUUAGCGUAUAAUUCGUGCUAUCUCACUUACUCUUGAGGAGCAGUUGAUUAUGCUAUUUCGCUCUAUUGUUGGGGCUUUGGAAAAGUGCAGAUUUUGACAGGUGAUAGGAUAACCAGAACCACCAACUUGAAUUUCGGAGCAAAGACCUAUCGUGAUAAAUGUAGGUCUUCGGGGCCACAUCUGAAUACUGAAUUCUCUAACAGCAGCGUCAAAAUAUAAGGUAAAAAGGAAAAUCUCAUCAAAAAAUACUCAAAAUGUUACGACGCUGCUCCAAGCAUUUACAGACCUUGUACCGAAGGCAGGGGCAAGCCCUUCGGUUCAAGUCUUCAGAGGCCCCUAAGGUCUUCGGGGCUCUGUCUCAGGCGGCCGCGAGGACUGCCCAGCCCCGGGUCCUGACAGCAGCCCACAACCAAGUCGCCACCAUCCACUUCACGAACCCACUCCUCGCCGAACAAGACAUCAUGACUCCAAGCUUCCCCGAUUCCGUCUCUGAAGGAGAUGCGAAAAUCGAAAAGAAAGUCGGAGACGCCGUCGCUAUGGACGAGGUCGUCAUGGAGAUUGAGACCGACAAGACCGCUCUGCCUGUCAUGGCACCCGGCAAUGGUAUCAUUAAGGAGUUCUACGUGAACAACGGAGACACUGUGAAGGCUGGCCAGAAGUUGUUCAGAUUGGAGCUGACCGAGGGAGGCCCGCCGCCUAAGGCUGCGGCCGCGCCUGCUCCCGAGCCUCCGAAGGCUGAGGCUCCUCCCCCACCGCCCCCAGCAGCCGCAGCUCCACCCCCACCACCUCCCCCAGCAGCCGCAGCCCCGCCCCCACCUCCACCACCAGCACCUGCGGCAGCAGCUCCGAAACCAGCUGCUCCCAUCUCCUCGAUCCCUGUCGCAGCGAUCCGUCACGCGCAAUCCAUCGAAACUGCGUCCGUGAAAGUUCCUCCCGCGGAUUACAGCAAGGAGAUCGCUGGCACGCGCACUGAACAGCGCGUGAAGAUGAACAGGAUGCGUCAGCGUAUCGCACAGCGUUUGAAGGAGGCACAGAACACCAACGCUAUGCUGACCACCUUCAACGAGAUCGACAUGUCUCAUAUAAUGGCGUUCAGGAAGAAGCACCUCGAAGCUUUCACCAAGAAACAUGGCGUGAAGCUAGGUCUCAUGUCACCCUUCGUGAAGGCAUCAGCGACUGCCUUGAUGGACCAGCCUGUUGUGAACGCGGUCAUCGAAGACAAUGAAAUCAUUUACCGCGACUACGUAGAUAUAUCUGUAGCGGUGGCCACGCCUAAAGGUCUGGUGGUGCCCGUAGUUAGGAAUGUACAAAAUAUGACGUAUGCAGACAUCGAGCUGACGAUCGCUGGUCUCGCCGAGAAAGCCAAGUCCGGUAAACUUACCAUCGAAGAGAUGGACGGCGGUACCUUCACGAUCAGCAACGGUGGAGUAUUCGGCUCAUUGAUGGGAACUCCUAUUAUCAACCCCCCUCAGUCAGCCAUCCUGGGCAUGCACGGAAUCUUCGAACGGCCCAUCGCAGUCAAUGGCCAAGUCGUCAUCAGGCCUAUGAUGUACAUAGCUCUUACUUACGACCACAGGCUGAUCGACGGCCGUGAAGCUGUCAUGUUCCUCAGGAAGAUCAAGCAGGGCGUGGAAGACCCCGCGACCAUCAUCGCCGGAUUGUAGAUACAAGAAAACCGACCUUAUUACUAGCAACGGAGUUACCAUAAUGUUAUAACAGUGAAGAAGAGCUUCGCAGGUCGGAGAGUUUGAAAAAAGAAUAUCAUGUAACAUACACGAUCCAAUCAGUAGGUUUAUAGAUGGCGAAGUGUACGCACGUGUCAGCUACGGAUUAUUUUGUUAUUUAUUUAAUUAAAGUGCGCCUCGUAUUCUGUAUAUGUAUUAUUUAUGUGUCUAAGUAAUAAUUGUCCAGAAGUACACAAGUUUAUCUUUAUGUGACGACAUAAAAACUCUUUGUUUUAUUUAUUUUUGUUUUUUUUUCGAAUGUUUCGAGCACUACGCGUAAUGGUAAAAUUUUCAGUAUUCUGUACAUUUUGAGUACAUUAUCGUUGUGUAAAGGCACUCAGAUGUAUGUAAUAAUAUUAUUAG
Spodoptera exigua (beet armyworm) is the source of this 2109-nucleotide messenger RNA. NCBI's taxonomy places the organism in Eukaryota, Metazoa, Arthropoda, Insecta, Lepidoptera, Noctuidae. The record is from the annotation of a GenBank genome assembly.